UAGUUGGUGUCUAAUACGUUGAUUGGUCGCCAAUAUGAACUACGUCAUACUUUUUAACGGUUACGGCUUCGCUCUGCGCUUCGACGACUGGAAAGCAGGAACGGCGCCAAUCAUCAUCUAAUAUCAUCAAUCAGGCUUGGAAAGCAAAGGAAACAGUAUGAGGUCUUUGGUGCUUCUCUGUGUUUUGCUGAUGGCAAUAUGUGCGGCGGACAAAAAAUCCACGGUCUCGAAGGAAAAUGCAGCCGCAAUGAAGGUAGCGAUGAUAAAGUUUUUGGAUUCGAGGACGGAUAGAUUCAAAAAACGCAUUGAGAAGAUUGGAUAUCCAAUAACCCCUCCGCAAUAUACAACUCUACUAUACUACAACAGAGAGAGAUUGAUGGAUUGGUGCCAUAACUACGUUGAAGUAUCCAAAAAGAUUAUAUUGUUGGGAGGUAACAAAUUAAAUAAGAAGAACUUCGCUAGGAUGGGUCGAAUCAUUGGCUGGAAAAACCAGUGGAUUUUGAAAAGGAGGCAAUGGCACAUGGUCAGAGUGAUGAGGCGCUAUAAAGCUUCUGCAAUAGCUAAAAAGAUCGUCGCCAUGAAAGUUGCUGACCUACCCUGUAACUAGCUGUGAUGCGGUAACUCACCCCCCCCGAGUCCCUGACAGUUUCGCCAUUACACCGAGGAACCAGUAAUGAGAGACUUCACAACACCUAAUGUAUUUGUCAGAAAUUAAACAAAACUAUCUAAAAAAAUAA
Haliotis rufescens (red abalone) is the source of this 737-nucleotide messenger RNA. RefSeq lists its product as uncharacterized. Bases 158 to 607 code for a protein of 149 amino acids. The record is from RefSeq and is a predicted model, not a curated record. Gene Ontology annotation, biological process: single fertilization. The transcript is spliced from 6 exons. Lineage: Eukaryota; Metazoa; Mollusca; Gastropoda; Lepetellida; Haliotidae.